Messenger RNA from Oncorhynchus masou masou (cherry salmon), 480 nucleotides. RefSeq names its product polycystin-2-like. Bases 88 to 480 code for a protein of 130 amino acids. Gene Ontology annotation, biological process: calcium ion transport. NCBI's taxonomy places the organism in Eukaryota, Metazoa, Chordata, Actinopteri, Salmoniformes, Salmonidae. Gene Ontology annotation, molecular function: monoatomic cation channel activity. The transcript is spliced from 3 exons. Gene Ontology annotation, cellular component: plasma membrane. The record is from RefSeq and is a predicted model, not a curated record.
ACUGGCUCAGCAGUACACAGGAAGCUGACCCAGAACUGGACCUUACACACGGCUGAUGACAACGGAGCGUGGCGUUGGGGUCAGGUGAUGGUGUACGGGAGCGGAGGUUUCGUCCAACAGCUGAACAGGAACAUAGAGGAGACCAGAACAUCACUACAGUACCUACAGCAGUUACACUGGAUGGACCACAUGACACGGGCUGUGUUUGUGGAGUUCUCUCUCUACAACACCAACACAGACCUUUUGGCCUUCUUCUCCUUCCUGUUUGAGUUCCCCGUCUCUGAGCACACUCAGUCCAGCCUCGACCUCUUGACCUUCCGCCUGCAGCCUAUCACAGGCCUCGACCUGCAGCUGCAGCUCACGGUAACCCCCGGCAGCCACACAAAGACACUGAAUACACCACUCAAUUUUAAGACAGCUAGUGCUAGCCAAUCACAGAGUGGAUAUAGUAGAGGGGCGGGAGCAGUAUCUUGGAACUAA